Molecule: messenger RNA, 3939 nt
Organism: Rhagoletis pomonella (apple maggot)
Lineage: Eukaryota; Metazoa; Arthropoda; Insecta; Diptera; Tephritidae
Product: zinc finger protein swm-like
Biological process (GO): mRNA processing
Cellular component (GO): nucleus
Molecular function (GO): metal ion binding; RNA binding
Source: RefSeq, a predicted model, not a curated record
GCGCGAAAAUAUCAACCAGAAAAACAGGAAAUACCUGCUUCAAGUGAAUUCUUAGACGCCAAAUGAAUUGAAAGAUCUCGAACGAGUGUGCGAAAGUGUAGUCGUCAUGUAAUCGUUUCAUCAUGAUUGUGACGAUGAAGUAACUAUGACUGGACGACCAAGGUGCAGAAAGCCUAAAGGGAAGCGCGUCAACACUGGUCGGUGUAAAUCCUGUGUAAAGUUAUGGAAUGAUGAAGAAUUUAUCGAGUAUUUUCACCGAGUAUUAUUUUCAACCCAUUCUAAUCGUUGUUAAAUUGGCUCAUAUAGUCGCUGUACAACGAGGCUAUCUACAUUUGGUAGGAAAAUAUAGUUUAGUUUUCCAUAUAUUUUGGAAACAAGUGGUAAUCUCUAGCCUUUUCAGUAUAUAGUGGUAAUGUACUUGAUAGUGAUUUAUUGGGCUGUUUUCGAAACUCUGUAGUAAUGGUUUUGUGAGCGAGUAUUAAAAUCUAGAAAAUUUUCACUCGUUGCAAUUAUACUUGCCACAAAUUUUGCGAGUGACGUACCAAUACGAAACAAGAACCCCCAGAGAAAAUUAAUCUACCUAUUUAAUAAAAAGAGUAUAUUUGUAGUACGAGGUUGUGUUUAUAAUAUUUCAUCAUAUUGUGUGUUUUGAAGACCUCGGAGGGUUUAAUUUAAAAACUGCAUUUUGACACGAGGAGCUGGCUACAACAACAACAACAACGAGGAGCUGGAAAAGCCUAUAUAAAUACAAUUGUAAUAAAAGAUCAGGAAUAUUUGGGGUUUCAUAAUUAUCGCGGAAAGGCAAGUUUUAGAUAUGCUUAUAAAGAACCAGGAGUCCCUUAAAAGUUGGUUGGUGGUAGUACUGGAGCCUCUAUGUGAUGCAGACUCAUCUGCGCUAGCUCGUUACGUGUUAGCGCUGUUGAAGAAGGACAAACCCGAAAAGGAAUUAAAAAAAUUGAUGAUAGAACAAUUGGAUGUGUUCUUAGCUGAAGAGACAAAACCGUUUGUUGAACGGUUAUUCGAAGCUAUAAGCACGGAUGAUUAUUUUAGCAACGUUAUACUUCCUGCCACACAAAUAAAUGAAGAUUCUUUUACUGCAAAAGCCGGAGUUCCGGAAAACAAUGACGACACGAAGGAAGAUUUGGAUCAAGAAAUAGAAAAUCAUGCAGAUACCCAAGAUAAACUGCCGGAUACCGUUUGUGAUGAAAAGGAUCACACACCAACAAGGGAUGAUAAUAAUACCAAAGAAUUGCUAAACAACAGUAGUUUCGAAAACAAUAAAUCGGAUACGGCAGACCGCAUUGAGCCUUAUACUGCCACAGUUAAGUUAGAGACUAAUGUCGGUUCGAUAACGCAUCAUACAUACACGGGCGGUAACAGUCACCAUGUACGUAGUGCAAGUCCUCCAUUAAAGGCCAAUGCUGAUAAGGAGAAUCAACCACGUGAGAGUCGAAGACGACGCGCUUCACUUAGAUCACGUUCGCGGUCACGCUCACGAUCACGAUCUAAUGAUAGGAUAUCUCGUCGUUCCCGCUCUCGUGACCGCCGAAUAAACGAACGGGAAAAAAUGCAACGCCAAUUUCGUAAUAAAUCUCCGCCCAUGACUGAUUUAAGGCAUGUGGGUUACCAUGACAGGCGUCGGGGCGGUGGUGGAGGUGGUAGUGACCGCAGGCGAAUUGGAAAUGCUAGUAAUACGACUAACUCAGGCGAACGAUCACCUCGAUUUGUCGGCAGCGCUGGAGAAGAAGGCGGCCGUAAAAAUCGGCAAAAUCGCUCGAAUUCAAGAAGUCGAUCGCCAUCUGCAGAACGUGGAGGUAGAAGUAAAGUAUCUCCAAAUAUUUCGCGAAAUGUUCGCGGCUCUCCAGAUCGUCACAAUCACCACGCGCAUGGACAACUUGAUUCGGAAAAGAGACAAAGAUGUCGUGAUUUUGAUGAAAAGGGAUAUUGUGUUAGGGGAGAGACAUGCCCUUGGGACCAUGGGAUUAAUCCCGUGGUAUUUGAAGACAUAAAUAAUUCUGCGUUAAUAGGUAUGUCACUUCCAGAAUACAAUCCAGAUGUACCCGAUUUGUGGGUGAGAUCCACGACUGGAGCAGUGGUCGGAGUUUCUCCAAAUACGCUAAUGACAAGUGGAUCAGUUAUAGGUGGUGUUGGUGCCACUGGGAUAAAUCCCUUCACCGGUGUUGCGAGGGGGGCAGGAAUAUUACCCGUAGCAGGAGUUUCUGAUUCUGUAACCUUUCCUCAAGUUGGCUCUGGGGCGGAUAAACAAACCAACAACAGCCCUGUAGCCGCAGAAUAUACCCGCAAUUCUAACACAGGCGCAGGUUUCAGAGUAGGUACUCCCAUGCUACCUUUUCCUUUCAACACAUCGGCAGUAACAGCUCCUCUUCAACGAGAAUUAAUUCCAAUCCCUGUAGUUGAUGCAAGCAAUACCAAUUCAGGUGCUGAUAUAAGUCAAAUACAGCCAAGAAAACGACGAUUUGAAUUGGAAGAUUCAGUAGCAAUAGCCGAAAGUCCAACAAAACGUAAAAUGCCACUUAACAAUCGUCUUGGACCACGUUUACCAAGUAUUCAAAAUAACUGUUCUCUGGAACUGCGAAAGAUCCCACGCGGUCUAAAUACAAUCGCACAUCUCAAUAAUCAUUUCGCCAAAUUUGGGAAAAUUGUAAAUAUACAAAUAUCCUAUGAUGGUGAUCCAGAAGCGGCUAUUGUGACGUUUUCUGCACACGCAGAAGCAAACGUUGCAUAUCGCAGUACAGAGGCUGUGCUUAAUAACCGCUUUAUAAAAGUGUUUUGGCACAGUCAAGAAGUAGGCUCAUUAAUAAAUGACGUUGCUCCAAUGCCUGUAGGAAAUGCCCGAAAAAAUAGUCAUUAUCAUUUAAAUAAUGUACCUGCGGUACCAAUCCCUACCGCUGACUCAGCAAAAACUGCGAAUGAUAAUGUUUCAAAUCAGAGCACAGGGGCAUCGGGUAAUACAGUGACCACUUCAUCCACGAAUGAUACUUCAAACGUAACAAGCGUGACCACUCCCAUUGCAGCUGCCCAUGUUCCGCCAACAUCUUUACGCUUAAAAAAUAAUGUGCCACGCGGCCCCUCUUUGGGCGCUUCAAAUGCCAUUAUCCGUAGAAAGCAGGAAGAGCAAGCCAAAGCUGUUGUUCAACUUGCCAACGGCCUUCGUAAAAGAAAACAGGAACUUUUGCAGAGUUACGUAAAGCAAAUGAAAUCGGCGUUGGAAAUUGUGGAACGUUGUGAACAAAAUGAUCCCCAACGUACAAAAACACUUGAGACUAUCAAAGUUUUACAAGAAACCAUCGAUAAAUUACGUAAAGAGAUUGCCGCAGAACAAGAACAAAUCCACGCACAAAUGCAAAAUCAACAUCUGGCUCCACUAAAAAAGACUAAAGAGCAACAAAAAAAAGAGUUGCUUGACAUAGAACUCGAGUUGAUUGCUCAACAGCAAGAGGGCAAUGAUACAACAGCCAUACAAAAACGUCUGGAAGAGCUUCAGCGCAGUUUAGGAAUAGUUCCUGGAAGUGGUGCCGCUGGUGUUAUUCCCUCUCACACGCCUCCAACCAGUGACAAAGUGACGCAUUUUCCUCCCAGCCGAGCAAAUCCCCGAACUCGCUCCUCAUUUCCUGAAGGAUCCACGCGCGUUGAUCGCCGACCGAAAGCAAUUGUUGUUACGGGAUUUACGAGUGAAGAGGCCGAUUUUGUGCUUGGUCACUUUAAGGUAAGCCAACAAAUUAUAUAUACAUAUCGUCCCGUUUCUGCCUUAACCUCGUAUCUGCAAUAGAGGUAUUUUAGAGAGUGUAAGAAAAAAUGCUUAAUAUCUUCCCUUAGGAUACAAUUAACGCAUUUUUUACUUAAUAUUUCUGGUUCCACUAACAGUAGUGAGCACCCUCACUAACUGUAAACGUCCCUGUGAGAAAACGAUUCUAGUAG